Messenger RNA from Trichoderma harzianum CBS 226.95, 448 nucleotides. RefSeq lists its product as hypothetical. The transcript has a single exon. NCBI's taxonomy places the organism in Eukaryota, Fungi, Ascomycota, Sordariomycetes, Hypocreales, Hypocreaceae. The record is from RefSeq and is a predicted model, not a curated record. Bases 103 to 285 code for a protein of 60 amino acids.
UUUUUCCGGUCACUGGAUACACAACCCCGAGGCGCCAUUUUCCGCUGCCGCCGCUAAUGCCUUAAGCGGGCGGCGGAGUCACGUGAAAUAUAUACAGUGCAAAUGGUAAGAAAAAUUUGCUGGCACUGUUUGGGAAUAUCUUCUUCAGCCUGCGGGCUUCCGACGGAAGUUUUUUCCUUCCUAACCUAUCUUCUUCCGCCUGCAAACUCUGCACCCUUGCUUCUCGGCUGUCUUGUCCCAAUGCCAGCAAAUGAUUCGAAGAGUGUGAUUCUUGGCUCCCGAUGAUUCCUGGUUCAUUUGGAAAGACGGCGCGGUUUCUGGGAUCUGCUUGAGGAUUUGCUUUGCAAACGCGGUCUUGGUUUAUGGUAAGUUUUUUUUCGUCGCGAUAUCUGCCUUUUUGCCCUCGCACAGGAAAUAUUCCUAUUUCCCGUUUCCCCUUUUCAUGAUG